Molecule: messenger RNA, 2345 nt
Organism: Polistes canadensis
Lineage: Eukaryota; Metazoa; Arthropoda; Insecta; Hymenoptera; Vespidae
Gene: Gmppb
Product: mannose-1-phosphate guanyltransferase beta
Exons: 6
Coding region: 567-1676 (369 amino acids)
Biological process (GO): GDP-mannose biosynthetic process; cell wall mannoprotein biosynthetic process
Cellular component (GO): cytoplasm
Molecular function (GO): GTP binding; mannose-1-phosphate guanylyltransferase (GTP) activity
Source: RefSeq, a predicted model, not a curated record
CAAGAUAAUUGGACUUUUAAAUUUAACCGUAUGCAAGAAUAGUAACUUAUUAUUAUAUUUUAAACCGUAACUAUUUAUGUCACCAUCAGUCUAAUAAAUAUUGCCCAAUAUAUACUAAUUCAGUUAGAUAAAAAGUCAACUAUGAAGAGGCAGAAUAUACGUGUUGGCUUAGAGACCUAUAUAUAUUCACAUUGACGAUUAAUCUUGUUUUUAAUUUAACAAUUAAAAACAUUAAUAAUAACGCACAAAUCUAAUGAGUAGAAAAAAGUAUAAAAAAGUUCAUUCCUCUUACGAUGAGGAAAAAGAUGACUCUAGGUGAAUAUGUCAAUGUAUAGACUGAAUACGUGUUUACAUACACGAACUACUUCUGCAAUUUAAUGUUACGUGGCAAUGCUUAUCAGCGAUAAAUAUUUCCAUUUCUUUUUCUUCAUUAUUUUAAGUGCAUAAUACAGAGAAAGAUAUUUAUCAAAUAAAUCUUAAUCGAGUUGGUACCGUUAUAAAGAUAUUAGAAAGGAAGAUACGAUAUCAAAGACAUUUGAUAUUAGUAUCUUGUUCUGGAUAUACUCAUGCAUCCGAAAAGAAUGAAAAUAGAAGUUAUGCGAGCCUUAAUACUUGUUGGUGGAUAUGGAACCAGAUUGCGUCCUCUUACUCUUACACGACCUAAACCUUUGGUUGAAUUUGCUAACAAACCAAUGCUUUUACAUCAGAUAGAAGCUUUAGUAGCAAUGAAUGUAACAGAAGUAAUAUUAGCUGUAUCUUAUAGAGCAGAGGAAAUGGAAAAAGAUUUAGAAGAAGAAGCUAAGAAACUAGGAGUUACUUUAAUAUUUUCCCAUGAACCAGAACCUUUGGGUACUGCCGGUCCACUUGCUCUAGCACGUGAUAUAUUAUGUUCUGGAGAUGAACCAUUUUUUGUUUUAAAUUCCGAUAUUAUUUGUGAUUUUCCAUUUAAACAGUUAUAUGAAUUUCAUAAAAGUCAUGGUAAAGAAGGUACUAUAGUUGUUACUAAAGUAGAAGAACCAUCAAAAUAUGGCGUAGUUGUAUUUGACAAAACCGGUAAAAUUGAAAGUUUCAUCGAAAAACCCCAAGAAUUCAUCUCAAAUAAAAUAAAUGCAGGUAUGUACAUAUUUAAUCCAAGCAUAUUAAAAAGAAUAGAGCUAAAACCUAUGAGCAUAGAAAAAGAGGUUUUUCCAUUUAUGGCUGAAGAUAAUGAAUUAUAUGCAAUGGAAUUACCAGGUUUUUGGAUGGAUGUCGGACAACCUAAAGAUUUUCUCAAAGGUAUGUGUAUGUAUCUUGCUUCAUUAAGACAAAAGUCUCCUGAAAAAUUACAUUCCGGACCUGGAAUAGUGGGAAAUGUUUUAAUAGAUCCUACAGCUAAAAUUGGCAAAGAUUGUAGAAUUGGUCCUAAUGUUACAAUCGGUCCUGGUGUUUCGUUAGCCGAUGGUUGUUGUAUUAAAAGGUCUACUCUUCUUAAAGCAGCUGUAAUAAAAGAGCAUGCAUGGCUUGAUGGUUGCAUCAUUGGUUGGCGUAGUGUCGUUGGUCGUUGGGUACGAAUGGAAGGUACAACAGUUCUCGGAGAAGAUGUAAUAGUUAAAGACGAGCUUUAUAUCAAUGGCGGUCAAGUAUUACCGCAUAAAAAUAUUUCGAGUUCUGUGCCAGAACCACAAAUAAUCAUGUGAGAAAAAUGGACUUGAGAUAAUGGUUUUUCUAGACAAUAAGUGAUAAAAUAAUACAUGAAAUAUCUUCUCUACUUUAAGACUUUCUACUUUUUUAAAAGUUUUGCAAAUUAAAAGAAAAUCGAAUAAGAAACAUCACAAGUAAAUGUAAUAAAAGUGCAUACAUAUAUUGACAGCAGGAUUAUUUAUGUAUAUAAUACAUUUAUUCAAGCUUUAUCGGUAAACCACGUGUAACUAUUGAAGCUGCUGUCAUGUAUAGCGAACAUGCUUCCUUUGAUUUUGAUAUUGCUCUCAACAUCUCAGGUUCCGUUGUUAUAUUAGUUGUGUUUCUUUGACUAUCUUUUAGAAAUCCUGGUAAUAUAUACAAAUAUUAUUAUAAGUAACAUAAAAAUUGAUAUAGUACUAAUAUAUAUAUAUAUAUGGGGCAUUCUAUACCAAAUCGACCACUUUUGACCCCGACUCCUUUCGAUUUGGCUAAAAGUUUUUUAUCUUUUUAAAAUAGAAAAAAAAAAGUAAGUUUCUUUCUAUUUUCUAAAAAUAUAUAUAUAUAUUGUAUAUUUCUUAAACUUUAUCCAAAGCGCAAAUCUAGUUUAAUUUUUAAUCUAAUUUUGUAAAUGUAUGAUAUCUUCUCUGUAAUGUAAAUAUGCAAUAAAUUUUAUAUACUAACUAAAA